GAUGGGAGGAGGGAUAACUUUUAACUUCUCCUUUUCACAGUCAGAUAAAAAAUUCUGAGAAGGAAUAUUAAGUUUGCUUUGGAUGGGUAUAAUAUUUUUCAAAGCAAAAUAAUAGACUUUAGUUUCAAUUGUAGAAACUGUGAUUUCCGACAAUGGAAAGACUGAUUUUGACAACAAUGCUAGUUAUAUCAGGUGUCUCGAGUGACGAGAUCCUGAAGCACCAGUGUGCUCUAAGAGGGACGUCAGUGGUUUUAAAGUGCAAGUACAACAAUAUUCCUGGGUUGAGCGUCCUUUCCAUCAACUGGUACAAAAUCCAAAAAGUGGCAGACAAGUUAAAGUAUUUUCUCCUAUCAGAACUUCCCUCACCCACCAACCACGUUGAGUACAUGUUUGACCAUCAGAAUGGCUGUAGUCUUAGAAUUAAUGAUGUGCAAUUCGGUGAUGAAGGAGAAUAUGCUGUUGGUUUCGUAACAACACAUAAAGAAAUUAAAGGUCACGUGCACACUUUUUUGUCUGUGAAAGAACUGACAGCUGUGGUGCACCCACACCAAGUGGAUGAGGGGGACACCGUGAGGCUGACCUGUGUGUCAGGCUGUCCCGAACAGGCAGACAUUAUGUGGAUGAGAGAGGGGCUACCUGUUAACACCACGGUUUUCCAGGCCACCAAGAAGGAUGCUGGGAGAUAUUACUGUGCUGUGUACCAACAGGAUUCAGCCAGAUCGGCCUCUGUUGCUCUGACUGUUCUCUAUGCUCCUACAGGGGUGUUUCUGUCUGUGAGUCCGGCAGGAACCGUCAACGCAGGAAGCACUGUGACCUUUACCUGCAGCAGUGAUGCCAACCCUUCUGUUACUCAAACAGGCUACAGUCUGUUCAAAGACGGAAAACUCGUCCACUCUGGGCAGAACUUCAUCAUUUCAGACAUUCAUCCCAGCCAGACCGGCCAAUACCACUGCAUUGCCUGGAACGGCAUACGCUGGAGAGGCAGUAGCCUAGUAAAGUCAUUAGGGAUCCAUCUAGAGGUUCAGUACCCUCCCAUGAACAUUACAGUGUCAGUAAAUCCGGAGCGUGCUGUUGAAGGCAGCAGUAUAAACCUGACCUGUAGCUGUGAAGCUAACACUGCAGCAGACACCUACACCUGGUACAGGAGGACGCUCUCAGACAGCUCCAGCACUCCGGUCCAGGUCGGCUCGGGAAAGAUGUUGUCUCUCGUGUUCAUGAUGGAACUCCAUUCCGGUCUAUACUUUUGCAAUGUCAGAACCAGUUUCGGAGAAAACAACUCAACUGAAGUCCUGCUGGCCAUGCCAGAAAGCCCUCAUGACAGAAAUCUCCUCCCAAUCUUAGCUGGAACAGGAGUCUGUCUUUCUGCAGUGGUGCUGCUGAUGGGGCUGCUUUUGUUCAGGAAGACACGGAAAAGCACUUUAAGCCAAAAGACAGCAGUUGACCUCAGGCCUGGUGUGAGAAAGUCAAACUCUGAUCCCAAUGCUGUUUAUGCCAACAUUACCAUGCUACCCCUUUCUCCUCUGCUGCAGCUUCUCAGGGGGAUUCACAUCAAAAUGCUUCUACAUCGUACGAGGAUGAAGUUUCUUACUCCACACUAAACAUCAAAUGCAGACACCCGAAGUCUUCAGUCAGUGUUGAUGACAGCAGGGGAUCACAUGGCUCACGAUUCAAGGAAGAUAACUGUGUGGUUUAUGCCACAGUGGUCAAAACCAGCUAAGAUUCUCUUCUGCUGCAAGUAUUUUAAAAUGUUCAAAAAACACAUUAUACAUGCUAUAUUCAUUUAGGGGCAUUUAUUUUACAGUAGUUUUUAAACAAAAAGUAAAUACUAGUUGUUUAAGUUGUUUCCUUUGCUUUACCUUUUUUUGCCUUUCAAAAAAUAUGUAUUGAUGAUCAUAAAAAAAACACGUUUGUGUUUGAAAAAAAAAACAACAUUAUUGCCACAAGUUGUCAAAAAAUGUUAUUUAUUAACAAGUUUCAGUUUACAUUGUUUAUUUACUAUGUCCAUGUAAUAGCUACAAACAUACAUUGGCUGAUCUGCUAUCUAGCAGCAAGAAAAUAAAAUGUACAUAAAUCAAC
Messenger RNA from Oryzias latipes (Japanese medaka), 2076 nucleotides. Its product is annotated as B-cell receptor CD22. The record is from RefSeq and is a predicted model, not a curated record. NCBI's taxonomy places the organism in Eukaryota, Metazoa, Chordata, Actinopteri, Beloniformes, Adrianichthyidae.